Knipowitschia caucasica is the source of this 387-nucleotide messenger RNA. The record is from the annotation of a GenBank genome assembly. Lineage: Eukaryota; Metazoa; Chordata; Actinopteri; Gobiiformes; Gobiidae.
AUGCCUAAAAGCUGCUGUGCGGUUGGAUGUUCAAACCAUAACAUGAUGGGGAAGAAAUUUUCAUUCUUUACCUUCCCGAAACAUCCUGAACGUUGGAAAAAGUGGGUCAACAGUGUGAAGAGAGUGAAUCCGGACGGUUCGGAUUGGAGGCCAAGCAAGCUUACAGUCCUUUGUAGCGAACACUUCUUAAGUGGGAGACCCAGUACCGAUCCUACGCAUCCUGACUUCAUUCCCUCCAUCUUCAAGCACAUCAAAACUGACUCCAAAUCAUCAGAGUCCAAGCUCCGGAGAUUUGCUGCUGCCUCAAAGAGAAAACUUCACGUCCCUUCACAAACUCCACCCAAGAAGAGGUUCCCUGCAGAGUUACCGAGCUUGUUCUGGAACUGA